AUCUAACAAAGGAGGGUAAGCGCGUCUUAAGCUCUCAUCAGGAAUAGUCGUGACGAUAGUGGGAUGCAACAAUUCUUGCAAUGCCGGCAAGAUGCAAGCCACGGUCUCAUCUGGCGUCGUCAGAGGCAGAAAAGCAGCGACCAACGCCAGCAAUCCUCGACAUAUCCGCGAGUUGUAUUCCUCGCUUCGCUUCACUGCUCACAUCGCAACUUUCCUUGUCGUGAACAAGCUCCAAUUCGUGUCAUCAUGUUGCGUCGUUGGUUAGUCAAGCAUCGCGCUCUGUCCCCGCUCGGUCCAGCUGGCCUCGUCCUGCUCGCCGGAGCUGCUGCUGUUGUCGCUUACGUGGCGACUCGAUCGAGUCAAAAUGAAGUCAAAGCUGACACUUCUGAGGAAGAGAGCGUCGACAAACCCAAGAUAGUGCCCUACUUGCCGUCCAAAGUGCCGGUCAUCGGCAACAUGCUGCAACUCGCCACCAACGCCCACCGUUUUCACGACUGGAUGGCGGAGCAAUGCAUCGCCCACAACGGUGUGUUCAAGCUGUAUCUACCUGGUCAGAGUGACAUGCUGGUCACGGCUGUUCCGGAACACUACGAGCACGUCGUCAAGACGCAGUUCGAUCACUUUAGCAAGGGUCAUCAGCAGUACGACAUGUUCGUGGACCUGAUGGGACACAGUGUCCUUAUUAUCGAAGGCGAGCGCUGGAAGUACCAUCGUCGACUGCUUGUUCGGCUUUUCAGUGCUCGGGCGCUGCGUGAACAUAUGACACCUGUGAUCCAACGACACACACUCUUGUUGCAAAAAGUGUUGCUCAAGGCUGCAAUUGCCAAGAAACCCGUCGACCUUUACAUGCUCAUGCACCGCUUCACUUUCAAAGCGUUCGCUGAGAUGGUGUUUAACAACACUCUGGACAGUAUCGACUCAGAGCACGAGCAUCCAUUCGAACAAGCCUUCGAUGAGGCUCAGUCCAUUGUUGCCGGUCGUCUGCAACAGCCGGUGUGGUUUUGGAAACUCAAACGCUGGAUGAAUGUUGGUCAGGAACGCAAACUUCGCGAAGAUGUCGAACUUAUUGACAACUUUAUCAUGAAAAUCAUUUCGACGGCCAUCGAGACCCGUCGCCAACGCCAAGAAGACCUGAAAGCUGGCAAACCGGAUGGCGACAUGGUAUCGCCUACCGACGUCCGCAACAUUGCAGUUGCCGCUUUAGGCGCCGGUCGUGACACCUCUGCCGAUGCCAUGACCUGGUUAUUCCACACACUGACUCAACACCCUCAAGUCGAGAACAAACUGCGUGCCGAGAUAUUUGACAAGCUACCAAAGAUCAGAACGAGCUCCACCUAUGUUCCAUCAAUGGACGAGGUGCAAGGUUUAGUGUAUCUCGAAGCAACAAUUCGCGAACUCUUACGUCUUCAGACUCCUGUGCCGUUCACGAUGAGGGAAUGCAUACACGACACAGUCUUCUCAGAUGGCACCUUUGUGCCUAAAGGGACGAAUGUCGGCAUGUGUCAUUUCGGAGCUGCUAGAAGCACGGAAGUGUGGGGUCCCGACGCCGCGGAAUUCAAACCCGAGCGCUUUAUCGACCCCGAAACUGGCAAAUUGUUGCGCACUCCAACCGCCAAAUGCAAUGCCUUCAGCGGUGGCCCACGUGUAUGUGUCGGCAAAGCUCUCGCUAUGCUGGAGAUGAAGCUGGUGAUUGCAACACUCGUCGGUCGUUUCCACUUCACGGAAGUUCCAGGGCAAAACGUGCACUAUGCAAUGGGGAUCACUAUUGGCAUGAGGAGUUCGCUCAUGAUGAACGUCCAGCCUGUGACUGGAGGAGCUCCGGGUGCUGCCGCUUAAGCGCGAAA
Molecule: messenger RNA, 1844 nt
Organism: Phytophthora infestans T30-4
Lineage: Eukaryota; Oomycota; Peronosporomycetes; Peronosporales; Peronosporaceae
Product: cytochrome P450, putative
Exons: 2
Coding region: 247-1836 (529 amino acids)
Molecular function (GO): iron ion binding; monooxygenase activity; heme binding
Source: RefSeq, a predicted model, not a curated record